Gaeumannomyces tritici R3-111a-1 is the source of this 1518-nucleotide messenger RNA. RefSeq lists its product as hypothetical. NCBI's taxonomy places the organism in Eukaryota, Fungi, Ascomycota, Sordariomycetes, Magnaporthales, Magnaporthaceae. Gene Ontology annotation, biological process: extracellular matrix organization. Gene Ontology annotation, cellular component: extracellular matrix. The transcript has a single exon. Bases 395 to 1372 code for a protein of 325 amino acids. The record is from RefSeq and is a predicted model, not a curated record.
CUCCCGGUCGAGUAUUGACAUCAAUUGCUGUGAGGGAUAAUCGAGGGAUGUCAUUUCCCUCCUGUCUACAGUCUCCCUAUAUAUACUAUCGUUCCUGCUACGUCUUGUCUGUGUCUCCAAUCUCUGCUUUUUCCGGUCCCUUCCAUCUACGGUGUCCCUAUAUAACGGUCCCUUCUGUCUACGGUCUAUACGGUCCCAAUCUCCCUGAAACUACGCCCUGGACAUGCUGCAAUAUGCCAAUAUCACGCUCCCUGCUCCCUAGCAGUCGGUCUGAUCUGCUGCCAGUUCGGGGAUAAAAGACCGCUGUCGCCAUCACCAUGGAUCAGCACAUCGCCAUCACAUCAUCGCCAUACUCACCAUCACCGCGUCACAUCCCACACCACCCACCACCACCAUGCGUACCUCCCUCUUCCUUGCUGCCAUCAGCUGUGCUUCGGCCGCCCAGACCCGGCCUCGUGAGGUCUUCGGCCGGUGGCACAAGCCCAGCAACACCUGCGCCUGUCCCGCAGACGCCGUGACCGUCACGCAUACAGUGCCUUCUACAGUGUUUGUUACCAUCGACGGGCCAACGGUGACUGUGGGCGGGACAGUGACGGUGACGGGCGUGACAGUGACGGUGGGCAAGACGCUCACCGAGACGGUGGGCGAGACCAAGACGGUGCCUGUGGUCACCAAGGUCAGGACUCGACCCAGUGUCGUCACCAAGACCAAGACUUUGCCGGGUGGGAUCGUCACCGAGACCAAGACGCUGCCGGGCGGGGCUGUUACUGAGACCAGGACUCUGUCGGGUGAGGUGAUCACCGAGACCAAGACGUUACCCGGGGGCGCUGUCACGGAAACAAAGACGCUGCCCGGCGAGGCGGUCACCGAAACCAAGACGCUGCCAGGCGGUGUCGUGACGGAGACUAGAACCCUGCCCAGCGGAACCGUGACCGAGACCACAACAUGGCCCGGUGGUGUGGUCACCGAGACUAGAACCUUGCCCGGCGACAUAGUGACCGAAACUCGGACCCUGCCCGGCGGCGUGGUUACCGAGACCAAGACAUCCCCCGGCGGCGUGGUUACCGAGACCAGAACCCUGCCCGGCACCGUCGUCACCGAGACCAAGACAUCCCCCGGCGGCGUCGUCACCGAGACCAGAACUACCCCCGCCGUCACAACCGUGACCAAGCCCAAGGGCCACUACUGCCACCGCCGGACGUGCUACAACAGCCACGGUGAACCCGUCUCGACGCUCCCCCCGGACACUACCGGCUGCAGCGCCAGCGCGUCGACGCUGAUCAGCACCGUCUUCACCACGUACACGCAGACGGUAUGGCCGACGCCAAGCGUGGUUCCGAGGGGUGGGAAGGGGAUGGGACUGUUGGGAUAGGCUGUGGACCAUGAGUUUAAGUGAAGACGGGGAGACGGGACAGACAGACAGAGAGACAGACGUAAUGUAAUCAAUUCAGCCUCUUCUCAAAAACCCUCACAUCACACGGCCCCGCCAACAUCGGCGCCAGCUCGGCGUAGUGAGUC